AAGGGGAAACCAAAUCUGUCAAGGCAAGGAAGAGAAAAGUAAAGGAGACGCUUUCAUCCUUGAACAUGAAUGUUGGAGAGCAUUUUGACCCUCCUGUAAUCGCGGUCUUGGGAUCGGGGGGUGGACUCCGAGCCAUGAUUGGUUUUCUGGGAACAAUUUCCAAACUGGCCGAACUCAACCUUUUAGGUGCCGUUACAUACAUCGGUGGGAUAUCUGGAUCAACAUGGUGUAUCUCCUCUCUGUAUUCUGAAAGUGACUGGUCAGACUUUUCACGUAUGGAAGGUUUGGAGAUUGAGUUAUGUGAGCAAAUCAAAUCCGAGAAUGAGCGCGACUGGACCGAGCCAUGGAAGAAGAUGAAGGAGAAAUUUCUUGGAAACUCCUUCUCUCUGACAGAUUUCUGGGCCUAUACAUUUGUGUUCUCCGUUAUAAAUGUAAUCAAUGAAGGAAAGCUUUCCAGUCACCAGAAGAUGUGCGAGGAUGGUAAAGUCCCGUAUCCCAUCUACUCUGCUGUGGCACAGGAUAAAAUCCAUGAACAUGAUUCAGAAGUUUGGUUUGAGUUCACCCCACACAGGUCAGGAUUUCCUUCCAACAAAUGCUAUGUAAAGACUGAGCAUCUGGGAUGUCUGUUUAAAGAAGGACUUUUAUUGGAGGAGCAGCCAGAACAUGACUUGAUUUAUCUUCAAGGUGAGCCGAAUCGCAAAUCUUGCCUGUACAAUUUAUCACAGCGCCAAAUCGGAUGA
Molecule: messenger RNA, 740 nt
Organism: Rana temporaria (common frog)
Lineage: Eukaryota; Metazoa; Chordata; Amphibia; Anura; Ranidae
Product: cytosolic phospholipase A2 gamma-like
Exons: 5
Coding region: 66-740 (224 amino acids)
Biological process (GO): glycerophospholipid catabolic process
Cellular component (GO): cytosol; nuclear envelope; nucleoplasm
Molecular function (GO): calcium ion binding; calcium-dependent phospholipid binding
Source: RefSeq, a predicted model, not a curated record